Molecule: messenger RNA, 1062 nt
Organism: Lathyrus sativus (Indian pea)
Lineage: Eukaryota; Viridiplantae; Streptophyta; Magnoliopsida; Fabales; Fabaceae
Source: the annotation of a GenBank genome assembly
AUGAAGAAUCAUCAAAGUAUGCAUUUUGUUCUAUCAACUGAUGCAAAACCAAGACUCAAAUGGAGUCAUGAACUUCACCAAAGAUUCAUUGAUGCAAUUAAUCAACUUGGGGGUGCAGAAAAAGCAACACCAAAGAGUAUUAUGAGAGUGAUGCAAAUUCCAGGACUUACUUUGUACCAUCUCAAGAGUCAUUUACAGAAAUAUAGACUUGGGAAAAGCCAACAUCAUCUAGAAACAUGUUCUGACAACAUACAAGAUUAUGAAGAAAUUAAGAGGAGUGAUGAAAAUUGUGGCAGGGAAAUUAGUUUUGUGGACCAGAAUAAAAUCAAUGAAAACAUUGAGAUAGCUCAGGCUCUAGAAAUGCAAAUGGAAGUAGAGAGAAAACUUUAUGAACAAAUUGAGGUGCAAAAUCGUUUGCAACUUCGAAUCGAAGCUCAAGGAAGGUAUUUACAAUCGGUACUCAAGAAGGCUCAAGAAACACUUUCCGGAUUCAAUUCUUCUUCAAUUGGUAUAAAAUUCACAAAAGAUGAACUCUCUCAAUUGGUUGCAAUGAUAAACAAUACUUGUCCAAGUUCUUCAAUUUCAGAACUAACAGAGUCAAGAGGAUUAAGUUUAGAAUGUGGUGAGAGGAAACGGAAAAAUGGAACUAUGUGUUCAUUAGAAAGUUCAUUAACAUCUUCUGAAAGCUCGGAGAGAAGAGAAGAGAAAAACUUAGAAAAUUUUGAUACUAAUUCACUUGAAUUGCCAAUAAGAAAGGAGCAUUCAAAUGUAACAUCGUGUCCGUGUCUGAUGUCUGUGAUCAAGUCUGAUGGGAACAAGCUGAAGAAAGCUGAUACUAAUUCACUUGAAUUGCCAAUAAGAAAGGAGCAUUCAAAUGUAACAUCGUGUCCGUGUCUGAUGUCUGUGAUCGAGUCUGAUGGGAACAAGCUGAAGAAAGCAAAGUUGUCUGAAAUGUUAGAUUUGAAUGGCCAAUUUCAGAAUGAGAUGGACUCAAGUCAGUCAACAGAUUCAAAAACAUUAUUAUUAGAUUUAAAUUGCAGUUUAAGCUCUUGUGAACCAUGA